Mesorhabditis belari is the source of this 3669-nucleotide messenger RNA. Lineage: Eukaryota; Metazoa; Nematoda; Chromadorea; Rhabditida; Rhabditidae. The record is from the annotation of a GenBank genome assembly.
AUGAGCGCUCCAGGCUCAUCAUCGGCCUCGUGUUCGGAUGACGAGAAUUCCCGAUGUCCCGAGGAAAGCACGAAACUCGGCAUUUGGGAGUGCGAGCCGAUCUACUACUCGUUGCCCGGUCGAAAUGACAAAUCGCGCCGGGGAAAGGCCUACCGAAGCACGGGCGGCGGCGAGUGGCGAUGCUUUGAGGCGCACGAUGGGACGGUGUAUCGAAAAGGGGACAUCGUCUACGUGGAGACGACCGCCGCCGAACCGUAUCUCAUCGGAUCGAUUCAACACUUCAAAACGACGAAACGCGACCAGCUGAGCGUAAAGUUGCACCGAUUUUAUCGCGCCGAUGAUGUGCCUGAGGAUUCUCUCUCGUUGAUUCUUCAAGAACGGGGCGAGCUCGAAUUAGAACAAGAGCAACAGGAUCAAUUGGAACAAGCUCAUCAACGAGAAGUUUUCUCGUCAGAGAACGCGCAAACCUACUCGAUCGCUGCUCUCAGAGGCAAGUGCAAAGUGUCAUUUGUGAGGGAUCUCCGAUCAUUGGGCGAUACCGAUUUGACACAAGAAUCCGUCUUUGCUUGUUGUUUAUCCUAUAAUCAAGAAUCAAGAAGACUGGCACCUGUGCAAGGCGAGAUCCGAGUCGGUGCAGCCUAUCAGGCAAAGCUACCGGCCGAGCCGACAUGCAGUUUGUCCGAGGAUCCUGAUCGAGAUGAGCUACUUUAUGUGCCCGGGCAAAUCGAAAAGGAACGAGAAACGCAUUAUGUGAAUCUGACAAGAACUUUCCGCCGCUUCACUCUGUACGCAUGCAAAAUGACUGAAACAGAGCACAGCGCUCGAGUCAGCGAUCGAUUAUUGGACGAUGCGAUUGUUGCUUUGCAUAGGAAUGGAUACGAUAUCAAGAAAGCUAUCAAUGAAAUGAAUGCAAAUGAUCAACUACUCUCUUCGGAUGUCUCAUACUUAACGCAAGAAGAUGUGAAGAAAUUCGGGAAAGGGAUUCGCACAUACGGGAAAAAUUUCGUGAAAAUCUCCCGAGAAUGUCUUCCAAUGUACAAAAGAGAUCAAUUGGUCAGUUUCUACUAUUUGUGGAAAAAGUCACAGGAUGCGACGAAACCGAAAGCCAUUGGCAGAAUGAGAAAUCAGACAGCGAUCACGAGGAAACCAAAGAACUCUUUGAAAACGUCUCGUCCUGGAUCGACAGAGUUGCACGAUUAUGCGAGUGCGAGCGAGAGUGAAGUGGAAACGGGAGAAAUUGAGGGACGACCAUUGAGAUAUGCUUGCCAUCAUUGUUAUGAAUCGAAAUCGCGCGAUUGGCAUCACGCCGGCAGAGAGAAUCUACUUUUAUGCACGAAUUGUCGGCUAUUCUAUAAGAAAUACGGACAAUUGAGACCUGUUGAGAGACCAGCCACAGUCCCUCCUGAGUUGUUCAAGAGUGGAGACGACGAGGAAGAAUCAGGCGUUCGAACGCGAGCUGGACGCAAAGAAAGACAGAGAACGCCGAAAGAAGCCACUCCAUCACAAAAAUGGGAAACGAAAGCGAAGUGCCGUGCCACAUGUGAAUGGGAAUUCGGCAAAAAGAAACCAAAAGAAGAGGAUGAGGACGAGAAGAUGGAUAUCGAGAUGCAUGGAAUAUCGGUGAAAAAGGAGAUCAAAGACGAGCAUGAUGAGAAGCCAUCCCCUUCAUCGUCGACUCUUUCCUCUUGUUCUGCCACUCCAUCAUCAACCGUUGCCCCGAGAACGGGUGUUGAUGGCACUUCUGUGCCUGCCAUUUCACACAAAACUGAUUUGGAGCGAAAGUUGGCCUCAUCGCCAAAAUCGGGAACUCCAGUGAACAACGGACUUGAUGGAUAUUCGACAAUCAUAGCCGACGCAAAUCUCGGAGGAGAACCGAUUGAGCCAUACGUUGAAGAAGAGAAAGAAAUCCCGAUUAUAACAGAAGACAUUGUUCAUUCGUCGAAGAAUUGUGAAUUCAUUCUUGCUAUGAAAUGGAAAGAUGGACAACGAAGUGCGAGAACGGAUUUGAGAUUUAGAAAUAAGCCUGGAUCUGCUUGGGAUCAAGGAAAAAAGAGAAAGCACGCGAAGAAAAGGAGGAAGACCAAAUCACAUUCGAAUUCCGCUGGGCAACCGAAAAAGGAAUCGAACCCGAUCGCUCAACAACAAUCUUUCUCGGAACUCCUUGGAGGAGUGGCAAGAGUUGCGUCUGGAAUGGUACCCGUUUCAAUGCCUACUCAGAUGUCUGCUCAGAUGUCCGGUCUGCCGCCUGGGAUCGCAAAUUUACAAGCUGGUUUCCCACCUGGAUCUAUUCAUCCUCAUCUCUUACAACAAAUGGUUGCUCUUCAACAAGCCGCCGCUCUCGAACAACAGCAACAAGCCGCUGCACAAGCCGCUCAUCAACAAGCACAAGCACAAGCACAAGCCGCCGCUGUACAAGCCCAACAACAGGCUCAGCAACAACAUCAACAACAUCAACAACAUCAACAACAGCAGCAACAGCAGGUAAUGCAAGCGAGAAUCCAACAAGAGGCUCUUCGUUUUAUGCAAAUGGGUCGAGGAGGGCCACCAUUUGGUGGAAUGGCUCCACCACCUCCACCAACGUCUUCCGCACAAGGUGGUCAUCCCAUUGGAAUGCCCCAUUUCGAUAUGAAUGCUCUUGUCGCUGCCGCUGCUCAAGAUCCAGCCGCUAUGCAACGCUUGCAAAUGGAAAUAUUACUGCAACAACAAGCCCAGCACCAACAGCAGCAACAACAGGCUCAACAAAUGGCGGCCGCAUCGAUGGCAAUGGGUGUCCCGCCUGGGAUGGCUGUUACACCAGAAAUGCAAAUGAUGUUAAUGCAGGGAUUGAGGGGAUUUGAGGCAGCUGCACGGAUAACAAGCCGCUCAACAACAAGCGGCUGCGUUGGCUGGAAUGGGAAUUCAUCCACAAAUGCUGGCAAUGGCUCAAUUGAAUGGAAUGGGCGGCCAUCAACUCCCGUCUUCCGAUAUGAUGCGUCGAUUGCAAGGCGAGGUGAAGUAGACGAUCUUGGUUUUCGACGUCCAUGGGAUGUAAAACUUGACGAAAACUGUGAGGUUUGGCUGCGUAAUUGUCCGCCUCGUGGUGAGAUCCCGUCAACUUCAGUACCGAAUUUAGUGGCUGAAGAGAUUCGACUUGAUCUACCGCGAACAUUUCCCGAUAAUAUUCGAUUACGAAACACAAAAGCCCAAAACACGGUGGGAAGGAUUUUGUAUGAGUUGGCCCGGGUCUCAACUUCAUCGCCGCUCUUUUUGUGGCUGCUUUUUUGGAGAAUGAGGAACGGACAGAAAGAUCUUCUUAUAUUUUUGUCAAGAAGUACCGGUGAUUUGUUCGACAUUGGUUCGUCUCGAUGUCGGUUUGGAUCUCCCUACUCGGAAAAUGGUUCCUUUGCUGGUUUCUGGAAGUUCUUCCGAUGGAGACGGUUCCUCCGAAUUUGGGAUUGUUUCAUUUACGAGGACGUUGUUUGGUUCUUUCGAGUUGCGAUACGAUUGCUUCGAAUAAAUUCCAUAAAAAUUGCCGCCUGCAAGACGAUGGAUCAACUAUUGACAACGAUUCAAUCAAUCGGACCGAGUAAACCCUCACUUAAAUGUCAUCUGCUUAUACAGAAUGCGAUGAGCGAAAAGAUCACUCAAGAUCAAGUCGACGCGUUGAGAGAUCGAUUCUCGAAAGAAUUC